AUGCCUAGCAGAGAAAUUAUUCAGAUACACAUCGGACAAGCAGGAGUUCAAAUAGCUAACGCAUGCUGGGAGUUGUACUGCCUGGAGCAUGGAAUCCGAACCGACGGCACCCUCGUCGAGAGCGUCAGAUCGGACGACAGUUACAGUCCGUUCUUCAGCAUUUCCGGUGUAGGGCAAGCUGUCCCUAGAGUGGUGAUGAUCGACCUGGAACCCACAGUCAUAGACGAAAUCCGCACUGGUUAUUACCGCCGUUUAUUCCAUCCCGACCAACUGCUAAAUGGAAAGGAAGACGCGGCUAAUAACUACGCCAGAGGUAUGUACGGAAUAGGUACAGAAAUGAUAGAUCUAGCUCUAGACAGAACGAGGCUUGUAGCAGACGCUUGUCACAGCUUGCAAGGGUUCAUUCUCUUCAAAGCUUUCGGUGGCGGGACUGGCUCCGGUUUCACCAGUCUCUUCCUUGAAAGGCUCAGCACGGACUACAAGAAAAUAAGCAUCCUCGAAUUCGCUGUGUAUCCUUCACCAAGAAUCUCCCCUAUAAUAGUAGAACCCUACAACGCGGUUCUAACAACGAACAGUUGCAUCGAAAACGAAGACGUAUGUUUCGUCAUGGACAACGAAGCUGUUUACGAUAUCCUCUUGAGGAACUUGGAUACCCCUCGUCCUACCUACACCAACCUCAACAGACUCCUUGGGCAGGUGGUUUCCGCCGUUACCGCUUCUUUGAGGUUUGAGGGCGCCGUAAACGUGGACCUAGCGGAAUUCCAAACCAAUCUCGUGCCUUACCCUCGAAUACACUUCCCUCUGAUAACCUACGCGCCUUUUGUGCCUGCCUCCAAAGCUUAUCACGAGCAGCUAUCGGUGGCCCAACUUACUAACUCCUGCUUUGAGCCAGCUCAACAAAUGGUGAAAUGUGAUCCCAGACAUGGUAAAUACAUGUCGUGUUGUUUGCUGUACCGUGGAGACGUCACCCCAACGGAUAUAAACAAUGCCAUUAUGAACAUCAAGAGUAAGCGUUCUAUAUCAUUCGUUGACUGGUGUCCAACAGGGUUUAAAAUUGGCAUCAACUACCAACCUCCCACCACCGUCCCAGGGGGUGACUUAGCAGCCGUGAGACGAGCUGUGACGAUGCUCUCCAACAGUACCGCCAUCAGGGAAGCUUGGGAACGACUGCUGAGGAAGUUCAAAUUGAUGUAUUCGAAAAGGGCCUUUGUCCACCACUACGUGGGUGAGGGGAUGGAAGAGGGAGAGUUUCAAGACGCCAAGGAGAAUUUGGAAGCCUUGAUUCUGGAUUAUAAAGAAGUCGAUAAUGACUGA
Messenger RNA from Anoplophora glabripennis (Asian longhorned beetle), 1314 nucleotides. Its product is annotated as tubulin alpha chain-like. The transcript is spliced from 2 exons. Bases 1 to 1314 code for a protein of 437 amino acids. Gene Ontology annotation, cellular component: cytoplasm; microtubule. The record is from RefSeq and is a predicted model, not a curated record. Gene Ontology annotation, molecular function: structural constituent of cytoskeleton; GTP binding. Gene Ontology annotation, biological process: microtubule cytoskeleton organization; mitotic cell cycle. Lineage: Eukaryota; Metazoa; Arthropoda; Insecta; Coleoptera; Cerambycidae.